Molecule: messenger RNA, 1071 nt
Organism: Ambispora leptoticha
Lineage: Eukaryota; Fungi; Glomeromycota; Glomeromycetes; Archaeosporales; Ambisporaceae
Source: the annotation of a GenBank genome assembly
AUGGACUUGACGCCCCUGUCUGGACAUAAGGUUGUCAACCAGGAAAAGUUAGAGUUGACAAAACUAAUGUUUGGUGCUGGAACAUUCAGUGGUCUCUAUAAUGCUCUAGAAAACGAUUGGCCAUUACGAGCAGCACAACGAGCCUUCGAACUAGGCACGAAUUACACAAAUUUAUUCAUUAUAAACACAUCACGCGCCUUAAAUAAUACUCGCAUAAAUGGUUUCGACACAAGUCCAUAUUAUGGCGACAGCGAGAUAAUACUAGGCGAUGCAUUACACGCACUGCGUCAUAAAUAUCCACGAAACACAUACUACAUUGCCACUAAAGUAGGCCGCUACGGUCCCCUGAAAAAAGAUUUUGACUAUUCGCCUGAACGCGUGGAAAAGAGUGUGAAUGAUAGUUUGGCGCGAUUAAAGACCGAGUAUUUGGAUAUUGUAUAUGCGCAUGAUGUGGAAUUUGUCGAGGUGGAGGAUGUGGUUGGUGUUAAUGGAGCUUUGUCAAAAUUGUUUGAGCUGAAGAGAAAAAAGAAAAUUCGAUACGUUGGGAUAAGUGGUUACCCACUGGACGUCUUGCUUAAAAUUGCCAAAAUUCAACACGAUCGUCACCAACCUAUUGACAUCAUCCUCACAUAUUGUCACUACACACUACAAAACACGCUUCUUGUCGACUAUAUUCAGAAAUUUCGCAAAGAAGCAGAAGUUAAAUACGUGUUGAAUGCAUCACCCUUAAGUAUGGGUCUAUUACGUGAUAAACCUCCGCCAAAUUGGCAUCCAGCGUCCACCGAGUUAAAAAAUGCUGUUAGAAAAUGUGCCGAGAUCGCUACUAAUGAAUAUCGACAAAACAUCUCUAAACUUGCGGUGCAGUUUUCAUUGGGGUAUGAUGAAGUGGAGAGUACUGUUAUCGGAUUUUCUAAUAAUCAUGAAGUAGAGGAGUCGGUAGCGUGGUUGCAUGAAGUUGAAUCGCUCAAGCUUAACGGGAAUACUAUAAUGCAAACACAACUAUUUGAUAAGAUUAAGAAUAUUUUGGCUCCGUAUUAUAAUCAGACUUGGGCUUCACCACCGCCUGAAUGA